AUGUCUAAUAACAAGGAGAGCUCUCAUGCCGCCGAGACUCCCGUUUCGGCUCAUGAUGCGCAAGGUCCUGGCGUAACACCAGGACUUGGAAGUCCAGGUGUCCAGCGGAUCGAGGCUCUUUCAUCUCACCUACAUAUCCUUGACCGUGUGUUUCUCUUCUGUGGAGUUUUCCUCAUUGCCUAUGUCUACGGCCUCGAUAGCCUAUUGCGGGGCACUUAUCAGCCAUACGCUACGGCAUCAUAUGAAUCACAUAGUGUGUUAUCGAGUGUCGAUAUUCUCAGAGCGGUCAUUGCUGCAGCAGCGCAGCCGACUGCAGCUAAGAUCGCCGAUGUUUUUGGGAGAGUGGAGUUGAUUUUGGUCUCAAUAUUCUUCUAUACCCUUGGCACCAUUGUUGAGGCGUCUUCGAGUACGGUCGAGCAAUUUGCUGCGGGCGCUGUGCUUUACCAGAUUGGAUACACGGCUAUUAUUCUGCUCGUUGAGGUUUUGGUUGCGGAUGUCACGUCGCUUCGCUCUCGUCUGCUGUUUUCAUAUAUCCCAACACUUCCGUUUUUGAUCAACACUUGGAUUAGUGGAAACAUAACUGGGGCUGUGCUGAAAGUGACCACAUGGCGCUGGGGAAUCGGCAUGUUUGCGAUAAUCUAUCCCAUCUGCACUCUCCCUCUUCUCAUGGUUCUUUACAUUGUGUACCACAGAGCCAAGAAGGACGGUACAGUGGAUCAUAUCGCAGGCGCCUUUCGCACGUUGGGUGUUCGGCGCCUGGCGAUUGAGUUGUUUUGGCAACUGGACGUGAUUGGUAUUAUCUGA
Aspergillus luchuensis is the source of this 804-nucleotide messenger RNA. Its product is annotated as siderophore transporter. Gene Ontology annotation, molecular function: siderophore-iron transmembrane transporter activity. The transcript has 7 exons. Lineage: Eukaryota; Fungi; Ascomycota; Eurotiomycetes; Eurotiales; Aspergillaceae. Gene Ontology annotation, cellular component: vacuolar membrane; endosome. The coding region runs from base 1 to 804 and encodes 267 amino acids. The record is from RefSeq and is a predicted model, not a curated record. Gene Ontology annotation, biological process: transmembrane transport; intracellular iron ion homeostasis.